AUGCGCGUGUCUGCCACCACUCUCCUUGCCCUGCCGCUUCUCGCGACGGCGGCUGAGUCGCAAUUCGAGCAGUACAAGGCCCAGUUCCAGAACUUCCUUAGCUCCUUCGGUGGCUCUGCGCCUAGUGUCAAGCAGCCAGAAGCCCCCGGCGAGGCUGCCGUGCCCGAGCCAGUGACCGAGAAGAAGGUCUCAGUCCUGACUGUCGACAACUGGAAGGAUGUUCUCUACGCUCCUGUCAAGCCUGAGGCUGCGAAGCCUGAGGAGUGGUGGGUUCUGAUCACUGGUCGCAACAAGACCUGUUUCGGCCACUGCGAGAAGAUCGAGACUGCUUUCAACGAGACCGCGACCAAGUUCGCCAAGCUCCCCGAAUCCCCCCACAUGGGUCUCAUCAACUGCGAUGACCAGCCUGUCCUCUGCAACGCUUGGUCCGCCGGCACUGCGUCCAUCUGGUCCAUCAACAUGCUUCCCCAGGGAUCUCAGGUCGACAUCUACAGGAAGCGUCUCAACGUCACUACUACGACGUCGGAUGACAUUGUCGACCUGUGGAAGAAGAACGACAAGGAGGAGUGGAUUUUGAACGACAACAUCUUCCACCCUUUCAACAGCUGGGUCGCUCAGAACAACCUGUCCAUCCCCGUCGGCUACUUCUUCUGGGCCUUCAACUUGGUCCCCAACUGGCUCUUCAUGCUCCUUGUCUCCUUCGGCAGCCGUACCCUGAUGAACCGCCGCAUGAACAACACCAUGGACCAGCGUCAAGCUGGCGCUGGCGCUCCUCCUGCUGCUGCUGCCCCCGCCGGUGGUGUUGCGCGGUAA
Colletotrichum truncatum is the source of this 813-nucleotide messenger RNA. RefSeq lists its product as uncharacterized. The record is from RefSeq and is a predicted model, not a curated record. NCBI's taxonomy places the organism in Eukaryota, Fungi, Ascomycota, Sordariomycetes, Glomerellales, Glomerellaceae.